Messenger RNA from Torulaspora globosa, 1170 nucleotides. RefSeq names its product diphthamide synthase (gene RRT2). Gene Ontology annotation, molecular function: protein binding. Bases 1 to 1170 code for a protein of 389 amino acids. NCBI's taxonomy places the organism in Eukaryota, Fungi, Ascomycota, Saccharomycetes, Saccharomycetales, Saccharomycetaceae. The record is from RefSeq and is a predicted model, not a curated record. The transcript has a single exon.
AUGGGCGAGUGCCAGGCUGAGAUAGCCGUUAAGACUAGGCUGCCUCCAUGCUGUCUUCGAAUUAUUGAUAAUCAGUUUGUUUUGGUGGGUACAUACCGUUUAGACGCAGAAAGUGGUUACAGGACGGGAAGUUUGGAACUAUAUGAUGAGAAUCUUGUGCUUUUAAAGUCGUAUGAAACGUACGGUGCUAUAUUGGAUGUGAAGCUGUCUCCUUUUGACAGCAAGCUGGCCGCCACGGCUCACUCAACCGGUAACGUUACGCUGUGGAGGAUCCUGGCGGCGGAGAGUGGUGACAUACCGACCCUGCAGGAGAUUGCGAACUUGCAGCUGUUUGAUACAGACACAUUGAUCACAUCUCUGCACUUUUCUUCGUUGGAUCCCGUAUUGCUUCUCGUGACGGGUACUUCUGGAGAAGCAGCGACUGUGGAUAUAGUGAAGAAGCAGCCGAUAUCGAAAUUUAGUAGGCUGGAAGAUGCUUACACUAGUGUUGAAGAAUCGGUAGUUGCAGUUCAGGGAUGUUCGCAACGGGUUGUAAACAAAGAGCCGCAGCUUUUAACAGAACAGCAUUCGCUGGAGUGCUGGACCGGCGAAUUUGGAAGUUUGCAGCCUCUACAGGACGUAGUAUUCACCGGCGGCGAUGACGCUACCAUAAUGGCCCACGACAUGCGGUCGCGAGGGCUGAUUUGGUCGAACAGCAGGAUUCAUGACGCCGGCGUUGUGGCCAUCAAGUGUAGCACGGCCAAUUUCCGUCAGGCACGUCCCACUUCGAUUGUCACCGGGUCGUACGAUGACUGCAUACGGUUGCUUGAAUUGAGGAUGCUGGGUGGGCAAUCGAUAUAUCCAGGACAGAAUACCCCAGUGGCCAAGUUUUGGAGCGAAAACUUGAAUGGUGGCGUCUGGAGGUUCUGCGAGCGCCCCGAAGCAAUUGGUGGUGCUCCGGGGGUUGAUGAACUUCUCGUUUGCUGCAUGUAUAAUGGUGCGAAGCUAAUAGGCCUGGAUGACCGCAAGAUGCAGCAGGAUUUCUCCUUCACUGAGCUAAGUUACCUGAAACAGGGCCAUGAUUCGAUGUGCUACGGCGGUGACUGGUGUGAGAAUUUUGUUGUCACUUGCUCAUUUUACGAUAAUUCACUACAAAAGUGGCAUCCUGACAGAUCAGACCUGAUUCUAUAG